This is a messenger RNA of Lucilia sericata (common green bottle fly), 974 nucleotides long. RefSeq names its product serine protease SP24D-like. The transcript is spliced from 2 exons. NCBI's taxonomy places the organism in Eukaryota, Metazoa, Arthropoda, Insecta, Diptera, Calliphoridae. Gene Ontology annotation, molecular function: serine-type endopeptidase activity. The record is from RefSeq and is a predicted model, not a curated record. Gene Ontology annotation, biological process: proteolysis. The coding region runs from base 77 to 823 and encodes 248 amino acids.
AUACUAAUCUAUAGACAUAAGUAGAAGAAAUAUUUGUGAUUUUCAUUUUAUUUAGUUUGAAGACGUCGAAACAACAAUGUCUUAUUGGACAUUUUUAUUGGUGUCAAGUGUGUUACUGGGAAUUGUACGACCAAAUCCAAUAACCAGUCGUGUUGUAGGUGGUCAUGAUGCUAUUUCAAAACAAUUUCCUCAUCAGAUCUCGUUACGUCGACAUCAUAGCCAUAUAUGUGGAGGUUCCAUUAUAAGUAAUAGAUACGUUUUAACCGCAGCUCAUUGUGUAGUUGUUCAAGGAACUGAGCCCUAUCCGGCUGAACAUUUCACUAUUCGCGCUGGCACCAUUAAUCGAAUUGCUGGAGGUGUUAUCAUACCCGUUAAAAGAGUUUUAGUACAUCCCGGUUAUGCUGUUUACAAUGAUUUGGCAUUGUUGGAAUUAAAAGAAGAACUAAUAUUUUCAGAUUCAAUACAAUCCAUAGAAUUGUAUGACAGUGAAGUUCCUGCAAAUUCGGACGUCGUCAUAUCGGGUUGGGGAUUAACGGAGCAUGCUGGUGCAAAUUUGCCCAUUAUUUUGCAAUGGUAUACCGUGACAGCCUUAUCUAAAACAAGUUGUGCAACAAAAAUGGGAUUCUAUACUGAUGCUUUGAUCUGCUUGAACCACCCAACUGGUUCUGGUGCAUGUAAUGGUGAUUCCGGAGGACCUGCUACGUACAAUGGCAAACUUGUCGGAGUUGCUGGUUUUGUAGUAAUUAAAUGUGGCUCAUCUAGACCCGAUGGAUAUGCAAAAGUUGCCUAUAAUAUUGAUUGGAUUAGAGAAAAUAUGAUUUAAAUUGAUUUUCUUUUAUACAUACAUUCCUACAUAAAAUAAAUACAUUUUAGCCGUACGCUCUUGAUACAGAGAGAGUGUAUUCUUGGCGAAGCCGGUGUCCAAUAUACUCCAGAUGAUAUAACCCUUGCGACCGGCCGAAGGCAAUUAAACA